UCUCAACCUUGUCAACAACCAAAUGACCUUGUACGUAAAUCAUUCUCAAUUUAAGGUUAUGAUCCGCAAUUGUGAUUACCAACAUUAACAAGUAUCAAAAUAAACACACAGCGGUUAAAUUAAAAGAUUUUUUUAGCGAUUGUCGCCGGAAUUACGAUGGGUCGAAAAAGCUCAACAAAAGGCAAAGAAAAGCGUCUGAAACGCAAAGAAGAGCAGCAGAGAAUUUUACUAGCCAUGACUGUCGUUGAUAAAGCGAAUAAAUUAACAGACCCUUUAGAACCGUUUCCUGUGUUUAGGAAAUAUGACAAAAAUGGUUUAGAGGCAGAAUUGUAUAUGAAAAGGGCGACAGAUUUAGAAGAAUUGACAAAAUCGUGGAUUUUUAGCUUAACCAAGAGGAAUAUGCAAAUUAAGUAUGAACAAUGUUCAUGGGGUUGGAACGAUGCUAAAAAAAUGGAAGAGUUAUUUGAUGAGGCAGCUUGGUAUUUGGUAGCACAAAGCGCGGAUAAAACGUUAUUGGGUUUUUCUCAUUUUCGCUUUGAUAUUGAUGAAGGGCUUGAAGUACUUUACUGCUACGAGCUGCAAUUGGAACCAGCAGUACAGAGAAAGGGUUUAGGUAAAUUUAUGAUGCAAAUUCUCGAAUUAGUGGCAUUUAAAAAUAAUAUGAAGAAGGUUGUAUUGACCAUUCUGAAAAAUAAUCAUUAUUCAAAGUUCUUCAGAGCAUUGAAUUAUGUGGUUGAUGAAUCUUCUCCUGUAGAUCACCACGAAGAAACUCUUCCUUAUGAAAUUUUAAGCAAAGUUAAUAUUCGACUACAAACUCCCGUUACAAAUAACGCAGAUAAUAGGAAACUUAAUUCACACAAUGGACACUGCUGUUCAAGUCACCAUUUUCAUCACGUUUCUUCAUAAUAACUGAGAUACAAAUUAUUUGGGACAGAUUAAUGCUAUAACAAUAAAUUCGUUACUUUUAUAAA
Molecule: messenger RNA, 971 nt
Organism: Zophobas morio
Lineage: Eukaryota; Metazoa; Arthropoda; Insecta; Coleoptera; Tenebrionidae
Product: N-alpha-acetyltransferase 40
Exons: 5
Coding region: 157-906 (249 amino acids)
Cellular component (GO): nucleus
Molecular function (GO): protein N-terminal-serine acetyltransferase activity; histone H2A acetyltransferase activity; histone H4 acetyltransferase activity
Source: RefSeq, a predicted model, not a curated record